This is a messenger RNA of Plasmodium yoelii, 1212 nucleotides long. Its product is annotated as MORN repeat protein, putative. NCBI's taxonomy places the organism in Eukaryota, Apicomplexa, Aconoidasida, Haemosporida, Plasmodiidae. The transcript has 6 exons. The coding region runs from base 1 to 1212 and encodes 403 amino acids. The record is from RefSeq and is a predicted model, not a curated record.
AUGGGAAAAAAUAAAAAUAAGAAAAGUAAAUUGAAGUUAUUUAAGGAUGAUGGUAUACCAUCAACUUCACUGAAAAACUAUACAGGAAUAGGAACUGUAAUAUUUUAUCCUUGUAAAAAUUAUAAGACACAAGAAAAAUAUUAUGGAAAUUUUUUACUUGGAAAAAAACAUGGAUAUGGGGAAUAUGAAUAUUUUAAUGGAGAUCUUUAUCAAGGGACAUUUGAACACAAUAAAAAAAAUGGGAUAGGAACAUAUUUUUAUAAUAAUUAUACAAACAAAAGAAAAGGAAAUAAAAAGAUCAGAGAAAAAAGGCAAUAUAGUGAUAAUGAUAAAAGCGAAAAUGAGUCAAAUGAAAGUAGAUCAGAAGGAAAAAAAUCCAAGAGUAGUGAAAAUUUAGACAACACAGAGGAAAGCCAAAGUGAGGAAAGCCAAAGUGAGGAAAGCCAAAGUAAGGGAAGCCAAAGUAAGGGAAGUCAAAGUGAGGAAAGCCAAAGUAAGGGAAGUCAAAGUGAGGAAAGCCAAAGUGAGGAAAGCCAAAGUGAAAGAAGCCAAAGUGAGAGAAGUCAAAGUAAGGGAAGCCAAAAUGAUGAGAACCCAAAUGAGGGGAGCCAAAGUGAGAGAAGCCCAAAUGAAGAAGGGGAAAGUGAGGGAAGCGAAGAAAGAGGAAGCAAAAAAAAUAGUGAAGAGGAAUGCAAUAAAAAAAAGAAAAAACUAAGUGAAAAGUUGUUAAGUCUUAUGCAAGAUUCGAAUAAAUUGAAGGCCAAAAAAAACAUUACAUGCAGUACAAAUGAAGGGAAAAGUUAUUAUUAUGGAAACUAUUCCAACGGGAUGAAGCACAAUGAAGGGUUGAUGGUAUAUAAAAAUGGAGACAUAUAUGUAGGUACUUGGCGAUUUGGAAAAAAAAAUGGAUAUGGAAAAUAUAUUUAUAAAAAGUGCAAAAGUGUAUUAGAGGGAUAUUGGGAAAAUGGGUAUUUAUCUCAUGGGAAAUGGAUAUUACCAAAUGGAACAUAUUUUAUUGGAAACUUCAAAAAUAAUAAACCAACGGGUGACGGAAUAUGGUAUUUUAAGGACGGGGCACAAUUAAAUGUUCAUUAUUAUAAAGACGAAAAGAAAUCUAAAAAAAAAAACGAACAAACAAAUAAAACGAGUGAUCCGAAUGUUUGUUUGAACUGUAAGCCAUUAUACAUCACAUAUACUAGAUCCUCAUUUUGA